AUGGAAAAACAUAGUAUCCAAUCUCAAGAUUUGCCAGAAAUUAUAGAAGAUAUAUCAGAUGUAGAUGAUAAUAAAGAUAGUGAAAGUAAUCGUCCAACAGACCAAAGCAUUAUCCUUUUAGAAAAAGAAUCACGUAAAAGACCUAGUAAAGAUACCCCUGAAAAUAAAUUAUCUAGUAAGAAAGUAAAAACUAAAGAUGGAAAUGCUGAAUCUAUCACAAGCCCAAGUAAUUUUUCUGAUUUAUACAGUGCAAUUGUUAAAGCUGAAGAACAAAUUGAAAGU
This is a messenger RNA of Racocetra persica, 282 nucleotides long. NCBI's taxonomy places the organism in Eukaryota, Fungi, Glomeromycota, Glomeromycetes, Diversisporales, Gigasporaceae. The record is from the annotation of a GenBank genome assembly.